This is a messenger RNA of Dreissena polymorpha, 3432 nucleotides long. RefSeq names its product BLOC-1-related complex subunit 7-like. The transcript has 5 exons. Lineage: Eukaryota; Metazoa; Mollusca; Bivalvia; Myida; Dreissenidae. Gene Ontology annotation, cellular component: BORC complex. The coding region runs from base 158 to 457 and encodes 99 amino acids. The record is from RefSeq and is a predicted model, not a curated record.
GUUACUGUAAUGUUGCUUCUUUUUCAAAGCAAACAAUCACACAUACCUUGAUUAAACGUUAGUUAAUUUAAAAUGUGUUUUAUCAGAAAAUAUUAAAUAGCCUUUUAACUUCUAUUAACUGGUUUAACCAGAUUGGUAAUAGCUAACCAAAACGACCAUGUAUUCUUCUAGUUGGAAUCAAGAGACUAAACUAAAAUUAAAUGACAAGGUUUCUGCCAGUGUAAACGAUAUGGGCUCACUUAUAAGGCAUGUUGUAAGAUCUUCCAAAUCGCCAGAGAUGCUGGGCCAAGCAGCCAGGAAUUUUUGUUCUCAAGAACACUACAUACAGAACUCCUCUGAGACUCUUAUGAAGAUGGGUUUGAUAAAAGCACAGUUUGAGUUCCAACAAUCAGCAAUUGAAAGAAGUGUGUCAAGUCUAGAAGAAAUUCAAGAUCAACUAAAGACAAUCCAAAGGUGAUGCAAACAAUGGAUGUUAUGACUGCGAUUUGUCAUCUGCCUGACCAUUUAUGACGGAUGGAGUCUAUUUAUUCCAAAUUACAUGUGCAAUAAACUUUCUCAAACAUUCACAUUGGCAAAUGUCCACAAAUUCAGUAUGAAAUUUACACAAUAUAAUUUGUUUGGGUUUACCACAUUUUAAUUAGCAUGCUUAGUUUACUUAAGGCUUCUUUACAGGCCUAAUUCAUUUAUUGCAACUAAUCAUUUUGUGUUUCAAAAUAAUUGAGACUGGUAAAUGAGUUAUUACCAACUACCAAAGUUUGUUAAUGCCCCCCCCCCCCCUGUAAAGAAGAGGGUGUAUAUUGUUUUGCUGGAUGUCAGUCUGUCUGUCUGUCUGUCUUGUCUGUCUGUCGGUAGACCAGUUUGUUUCCAAUCAAUAACUCAUCAACAAAUUGACAAAUUGGCUUGAUACUUCACAUGUGCAUUGGCCUUGGACAGUAGAUGACAUCUACAGAAAUAGGGGUCAUUAUGUUUAAGGUCAAGGUCACUGUCACACUAAGUGUGAAAUUUUUUUCCAAUAGUUUAAUCGAUUGGCUUGAUACUUUACAUGUGCAUAGGCCUUGGACAGUAGAUGACCCCUAUUGAAAUUGGGGUCACUAGUUCAAAGCACUGUUUUGGGGGCAUAUGUCUCUGACCGCGGAACUCUUGUUUAAUUGUUUUUAGGACGGUGUGAAGACCGAUUUUUGUUAAGCUUAUUUACGGCGGAAAAAAAUCUGCACAAUUUCCUUGCUGUAAAGGUUUAUAUUUAUGAGUUUAAAAUUCCUCUCUUUAUAUACCAGUUAGCUUAAUUUUCUAUAAAAUUGACUUAAUUUGGGGAAAAUGUGACUAAGAUAGAAGCAUUUUCGUAUACUUGUAUGUUCCAAGUUUUUUUCCAGCUAACCAAGUUUGAGGGUAACACUAGUAAGCAUGUUAAGAACAUCAUUUUAUGAAUGCUUUAUAAAAACAGAUAAUAUGCACAUAUGAUGAGGCUUAUCAACAAAUAUGUACUGCCCCUUUUGUCUUAAAAUGUUCCCAUCUGAAGGACCAUGUCACCUUUUCCCCAAUUGUAAUGUCAAGUUCAGUCUAUAUGAAAAUAUAUAUUUUUGGUCGAUUCUAUGUAUUUGUUUUUUGCAAAAUUAAAUGUUGGCAGAAGAGAUGUUAUAGUUACAAAAACGGUAAGUCCUAAUAAUGUAACUUAAAACAAAAAUAAGCAAUAAAUAAGUUAAAUAACACACCUAUUAUCUUUGGUUAUUGUUGAAAAUAGCACAAACACAAGUCAAAAAUAGAUUUUGCUAUGAUGAAAACUGUAGUUUUUUAAAUACUCAACAUGUGACAUUUUCCCCUUUUUUCAUGUUUUGUCAUUUCCCUUUUAAUAUUAUAUCCUAUUUGUAACUUAUGUUUGUGUAAUUUCAGUUUAUUUCAGCCAUCUGAAACAUUUGUUUUUGGUUACACUCUGCAUAACACUUCAUAUGGCUUUAAGUUGUGCUUGGAAGGCUGAUACUAUUCCAUAUUUGCUAAAAUAUCAAGAAAUUCAGAAUGUGUGUUAUAAACUCUUUCAAAAUUCACAAAAGAACACGGCUACACUUUCUCAAAUUCAGAUGAUUCUUAAUAGAGGCACAAAAACAUUCAAGAUCAUGUUUCAUUGUGCGUGGUUAGUUUUGAAGUGUCAGUUGAUGCCAUUAUUGCUAACUUUAAAAGUUUGACGUAUUUUUUUGUAAAAGAAAUGGCUGGCAAAGCACUUUCACUUCAAAAACGAAUAACAACACACAAUUUAAUUUAUGUAUCUCAUUUUUUGCUGACUAUUUGGCACAAUUAGCAUAACUUUCAAAAUCCUUUCACAAUCAAGAUCUUAACUUUUCAGAAAUUCACCCACUUCUAACAGCCACCAUUGACUUUUUUACAGAAUUAAGGAUGGCAAAUCUGGUGAUAAUAUUGCAAUUUAUGUGACUCAAUUCCAUCUUAGCCACAAAUUGAUGAUGGCUGCAUUUGCACAUUCACAUAUCCAGGGCAUACAAUUCAGGAUGGGGCAAAUUCAAGACAGGAAGCCAGGAAUAUUUGUGUAAAAUUUGUUGAAGACAUGCCUAAAAGUCUAAAGAAGAGAUUCCCUUAAAAUAAUGAUUCUUCCAUUUUGACUGCCUUGACAUAUUUGUUUAGCCCUCAAAUUAAGGAAAAUGAGCUUGAACAUGAAAUAAACACACUUUUUAAUUAUUUUACCUCUUUUGGUCAUGAGGGAUCAAAACUGGAUGUAAAACCUUUUUCAAAAUUCUGCAGGGCCAGUGUUUUGAGUGAAAAUAAGUCAGUAAACAACAUUACAACUGAGGCAAUUUUGCCAUAAGAAACUAUGACACAGGCAAUUUUGCCAUAAGAAACUAUGACACAUAAACAGGCCAUUCUGAAUAAGCAUGAAAAUUGCUGGAAGCUUGUGUGGCCACAGCUGACUGCGAGAAGUAUUUAGCAAGCAAAACCUAAUAAAAAGAGCUCUCAUAAAUUCCACACAAAUUGAAAACCUGGACAAUUAAAUGAUUUUUUCCUAUUGACAGCCCAGCAAUCAAACAGUUUGCUUUCUAAAUUUGGGCUGGCAUGGAGUCAAUUCAAAUGGUGAAAUUCUGUUAAACAUGUACAUGUAUGUUGUUUAGGAUACUUACAGAACGUUGAAUAUGUUAGUCCUUGUAUAUUAUGUUACUGUUUAUGUGCUGCAAACAUUCUGUUAUGAACAUAAACUUGAUGUUUGUAUUGUUUCGAUCAUCUGUCAUGUUGAUUGAACAUGUACUUGAGUUAUAAACAUUUAUAUCUUUUUUUGUUAAAAAAUGUGAUUCGUUCAUGUACAAUUAUAAAAUAUGUGCUUGGUUUAUGAUGUAUGUAUAUCAAAAUAUGUUUUUUUGAUUGCAAAAUGAGAUUCUGUUAUGCACAAUAAAAUGAUGAUUAUAGUAAUUAAUAUAUUAAAGUGUUAUAUUGUUA